AUGGUUAAUAGCUCCACGGUAAUGGGAUUCAUCCAAGACACAAAGAAGUUUAACAAUUGCAUCAAUGAAUGUUUUGAGAUGCUAGAUAUUGAUGGUAAUGGUAAGCUUUCAAGAGAAUUGCUUUAUGGGGGUCUUCAUAAGCUUUUGUCAUUGGAAAACAAUACGAACCAAGAGGAAGAGAUCUAUAAUCUCUAUGAAGUAAUUUUCAAGAGGUUUGAUAAGGAUGAAAAAGGUUUCAUUGAUCGAAUGGAAUUUGAGUCUCUUAUUAGGGAGCUCAUGCUAGCCAUGGGUCGUGGAAUUGGUGAUUUGCCAGUUCUAGUGGCUCUUGAGGAACACAGUCUGCUUAUGAAGGCUGUUCAAUAUGAAGUGGCUAGCUUAAAGGAAGGUAGUCGAAAGAAUAAAAGAAAGAGAGAAAAGAAUGUGCUUCGUGAUAUAUGCCUUUGUUGUCAUAAAUUGGAAACUAGCUAG
Molecule: messenger RNA, 468 nt
Organism: Quercus lobata
Lineage: Eukaryota; Viridiplantae; Streptophyta; Magnoliopsida; Fagales; Fagaceae
Exons: 1
Coding region: 1-468 (155 amino acids)
Molecular function (GO): calcium ion binding
Source: RefSeq, a predicted model, not a curated record